CCGUCACCGGCUGCCGGCCGGCUUCCAUUCUCCGGUUAUGUCAUCACUGCACGACCCUUUAAAUUGCAAAUCCUUUUCUUGGUAAACCGGCGAAGUGAAUUUUUAGCAUGUACCACCCACGCAUUUGCGAAAAUAAAGCAUAGCACGGGAAACGCCAUAAUUGCUAAGACUUAACGAAUUUCAAAAAUGGGUAAAGAAAAGGUUCAUAUUAACAUUGUCGUCAUUGGCCAUGUCGACUCCGGCAAGUCUACGACGACCGGUCACUUAAUUUACAAAUGUGGGGGCAUCGAUAAGCGUACGAUCGAAAAGUUCGAAAAAGAAGCGCAGGAGAUGGGCAAGGGCUCGUUCAAGUACGCGUGGGUCCUCGACAAACUCAAGGCGGAACGCGAACGCGGUAUCACAAUCGAUAUCGCGCUGUGGAAAUUCGAAACCGCCAAGUACUACGUGACAAUCAUCGACGCCCCCGGUCACAGAGAUUUCAUUAAGAACAUGAUCACGGGUACGUCUCAGGCCGAUUGCGCCGUGCUCAUCGUCGCCGCCGGUACCGGUGAGUUCGAGGCGGGCAUUUCGAAAAACGGGCAGACUCGCGAGCACGCGUUGCUCGCGUUCACUCUGGGCGUGAAGCAGCUGGUGGUCGGCGUUAACAAGAUGGACUCCACCGAACCGCCGUACUCCGAGACUCGCUUCGAGGAAAUUAAAAAGGAGGUCUCCUCGUAUAUUAAGAAGAUCGGUUAUAAUCCGGCGAGUGUGGCCUUUGUUCCGAUCUCCGGAUGGCACGGAGACAACAUGCUGGAGCUCUCCGACAAAAUGCCGUGGUUUAAGGGGUGGAAUAUUGAGCGUAAAGAAGGUAAAGCCGACGGUAAGACUCUGAUUGAAGCUUUGGAUGCGAUUAUGCAGCCUAGUCGUCCCACUGACAAGCCACUACGGCUUCCGUUACAGGACGUUUACAAAAUUGGUGGUAUCGGUACUGUGCCGGUCGGUAGAGUGGAGACCGGCAUUCUGAAGCCUGGCAUGGUGGUAACUUUCGCGCCAGUUGGCCUAACCACCGAGGUAAAGUCUGUGGAAAUGCAUCAUGAGGCUUUACAAGAGGCUGUGCCCGGUGAUAACGUCGGUUUCAACGUUAAGAAUGUGUCUGUUAAAGAACUGAAGCGUGGUUUUGUCGCUGGCGAUUCCAAGAAUAACCCGCCCAGAGGAGUCUCUGAUUUUACUGCACAGGUCAUCGUGCUAAACCAUCCCGGUCAAAUCGCCAACGGUUACACGCCAGUAUUGGACUGUCACACGGCUCACAUCGCGUGCAAGUUUGCCGAAAUCAAAGAGAAGUGCGAUCGCCGUACCGGUAAGACGACCGAGGAAAAUCCGAAGGCGAUCAAAUCGGGCGACGCGGCGAUCGUCAAUCUGGUUCCUAGCAAGCCGAUGUGCGUCGAGUCCUUCCAGGAGUAUCCGCCUUUGGGUCGGUUUGCCGUGCGCGAUAUGCGUCAGACCGUCGCGGUCGGCGUCAUAAAGUCGGUGUCGUUUAAGGAUACGGCCGGCAAGGUUACAAAGGCCGCCGAAAAAGCACAAAAGAAGAAAUAACUAGGCUUAGUCAGCACCGUGUCGAGCGUCAAGAACAUCUUCAUCGCUAAUUGGUAUUUGUUGCUUUUUUCUAGGUGGCUUCAACAAAAUUAUUUUCAUCGGAAGGAAUUCCGAAGGAAAGGAUUUCAGGGUUAUUUUGAAUAUUUAGAGUUAUUUAAUUAUUAUUUAUGAUCCUAGUUUUUCACUUAGUUUUUAUAUUAUUUAUCACUUUGUUUAGUUUGAGACGUGCGAGUAUUAGAUUUAAGUAUUUUCAUUGAUUGAUUACCUGUGGUAUUGUUUGUUAUUACUACUGCUACUACUCUGAUGAUGAUAGACUUGAUCCCUAUAUAUGUUACCAAGUAAAAGCUUCUGUAAAUAUUCAAUAAAGAAGCUUAGAGUAUC
This is a messenger RNA of Photinus pyralis (common eastern firefly), 1953 nucleotides long. RefSeq names its product elongation factor 1-alpha-like. The record is from RefSeq and is a predicted model, not a curated record. Gene Ontology annotation, molecular function: GTP binding; translation elongation factor activity; GTPase activity. Lineage: Eukaryota; Metazoa; Arthropoda; Insecta; Coleoptera; Lampyridae. Gene Ontology annotation, biological process: translation; translational elongation. The coding region runs from base 187 to 1572 and encodes 461 amino acids. The transcript is spliced from 4 exons.